Molecule: messenger RNA, 686 nt
Organism: Alnus glutinosa
Lineage: Eukaryota; Viridiplantae; Streptophyta; Magnoliopsida; Fagales; Betulaceae
Exons: 3
Coding region: 100-468 (122 amino acids)
Biological process (GO): microtubule-based process
Cellular component (GO): dynein complex
Molecular function (GO): dynein intermediate chain binding; dynein light intermediate chain binding
Source: RefSeq, a predicted model, not a curated record
GAAUGAUCGGUUCCUUGUUGAAACACACAGUAAAAAAUUCACUCUCACCCGCGUUGACAACACGGACCGAGAGAGCGAAGCAGUGGAGAGCAAGUGAAAAUGAGCGAGGACGGGAAGAGGAGCAUCGCGGGAGGUCUGACGGUGAAGCCGCCGAUCUCCGACGAUCGGAAUCCCUCGUCGGCGGCGGCGGCCACCCCUCCCUCCGGCAAGCGCGUCAUCAUCAAGAGCGCCGACAUGCUCCCGGAGAUACAGAAGGAGGCCGUCGACACGGCCAUCGCCGCGUUUGAGAAGCACAGUGUGGAAAAGGACGUCGCGGAGAGCAUAAAGAAGGACUUCGACAGGCGGCAUGGUGCCACCUGGCACUGCAUCGUCGGUCGUAACUUUGGUUCAUAUGUGACUCAUGAAACAAAUCACUUCAUUUAUUUCUAUUUGGACCAGAAAGCUGUUUUGCUAUUCAAAUCUGGCUGACUAUCAUUGUGUCGUUUGACAAAGAUGGUGAGGACGAAAAUGACGAGUCUGUGAUUAAGACUCUAGAAACUGUAUGUAUCAAUUGAAACUUGCUGGCAUGCGAACCUUUCCAGGACAUUAUUGUGCUUAAAUUGUAUAUCUAGUAUCACUUGAGUUUGUGUCAAACUUUAGGCAUCAGAUAUGGUCUUUUAAUACAUAGUUUCGCCGUUUAAUUCCCA